AUGCACAUCCACCUAUCCAUUGUCUUUCUGCUCUCAGCAGCCCUCACCUCGACGGCAUAUCAGAUUGUGGAUGACUUUUCUGGCAUCGGAUUCUUCGACGAAGGAAAUUGGGAUUUUUAUGGCACUCUAAACCCUUUCGCCACUAUGAUAAUCUUACGCUGGGUUAUUAUGUUUCUUGGUCAAAAUUUUGUCUCAUUGCUUCAAGGUGAUGUAAUUUGGUUAAACGAAGUGGACGCGUACACUCAGCAACUGGCGUACGUCAACGCCGCUGGAAAUGUUAUUUUACGCGUCGACGACUUUACCAACGUCCCUUUCAACCAAAAGCGAAACUCGGUACGCAUUACGACGCGAAGGUCCUAUGAGCUCGGUUCUCUUUGGAUCAUUGAUGCUGUUCAUCUUCCUUAUGGAUGCUCGACGAAGGUUUGGCCAAGCAUAUGGACGCUUGGGCCUGAUUGGCCGAACGGAGGAGAGAUAGAUAUUGUUGAAGGCAUCAACUUGAUGCUCGAUAAUCAAUAUGCUCUGCACACAACGGCUGGCUGCUUCCACACAACCCCCAGCAGCCAAACAGGCGUUUCAUCUGUGAAUGACUGCUCCAAUCCUGCAGGGUGUCUAGUGGGUGAAAACGCUCCCAACAGCUAUCAAAGCGGGUUUGCGGCUGCAGGCGGAGGAGUUUGGGCCGCCCAAUUCGAUUAUACGGGGAUAUUCAUAUGGUUCUGGAGUCGUCCAAAUGUUCCGGCCUCCAUCCUUCAAUCGACGGCUACCUCCUCGAUGGAUCUUUCGGACUGGGGUCCCCCUUCUGCAAGCUAUGUGAACAAAACAUGUAAGAUAGAAGACUUCUUCGGGCCUCAAAAACUUGUAAUCGAUAUAACGUUGUGCGGCCAAUGGGCUGGUAUCCCCGCCGAUUACCUCGAAACAUGUGCUGCAAAGGGGCCAACGGGUAUUUGUUACAAUGAUAACGUGGUUGGCUCUGGAGCCAACUUUGAUCAGGCAUACUUCGAGCUGAAACACGUGCGCGCGUAUACCACCGCUGGACCUGGCCCCUCGGCCGCUGUUGCUGCUCUUGGGAGUCAUUCGGGCUCAUAUAAUCCACACAUGAAUCUGUGGUGGGCAACUAUACUGGCUCAUAUUUCUCUGGGAAUUAUCUUGGUCCUUCUUCGAUGA
Messenger RNA from Mycena indigotica, 1161 nucleotides. Its product is annotated as Rhodanese domain-containing protein. Lineage: Eukaryota; Fungi; Basidiomycota; Agaricomycetes; Agaricales; Mycenaceae. Bases 1 to 1161 code for a protein of 386 amino acids. Gene Ontology annotation, molecular function: hydrolase activity, hydrolyzing O-glycosyl compounds. Gene Ontology annotation, biological process: glucan catabolic process. The record is from RefSeq and is a predicted model, not a curated record. The transcript has 13 exons.